AUGUCUUCAACUGGAACUACUCCACCAUUGGAUGCUAAUACCGUCGAAAGCCAAAGAAGCAACCCAACUUAUGGGUCAAAACGCAUGAAGAUGGCGCAAGCGCAAGUCGACGAAGUCAUCGAUGUUAUGAAGAACAACGUGAACAAAGUUAUGGAGCGCGAACAACAAUUGUCAAACUUGGAUCAUCGCGCUGAUAUUCUUCAAGCUGGCGCUUCGCAAUUUCAACAAAGCUCGAGAAACUUGAGACAAAAAUAUUGGUGGCAAAAUAUGAGAGUAAGGGUUUUACAAAGCUAGAACAAAAAUAAUUCGGAUUUUUCAGAUGAUGAUCAUUCUCGGACUCAUUGCACUCGUCUUCAUUGGUAUGAUCAUCCUCUGGAUCGCCCAUUAA
This is a messenger RNA of Caenorhabditis angaria, 388 nucleotides long. Lineage: Eukaryota; Metazoa; Nematoda; Chromadorea; Rhabditida; Rhabditidae. The record is from the annotation of a GenBank genome assembly.